Messenger RNA from Microtus oregoni (creeping vole), 2547 nucleotides. Its product is annotated as vomeronasal type-2 receptor 116-like. Gene Ontology annotation, biological process: G protein-coupled receptor signaling pathway. Gene Ontology annotation, molecular function: G protein-coupled receptor activity. The coding region runs from base 1 to 2547 and encodes 848 amino acids. NCBI's taxonomy places the organism in Eukaryota, Metazoa, Chordata, Mammalia, Rodentia, Cricetidae. Gene Ontology annotation, cellular component: membrane. The transcript has 6 exons. The record is from RefSeq and is a predicted model, not a curated record.
AUGUUCACUUUGAUUUUCCUCUUAUUUCUACUUCUUUUGCCAAGGUUCAUUUAUCCUAGAUGCUUUUGGAGAAUGAAGCAGAAUAAAGACAAGGAUGGAGACUUGGUGAAAGAUUGUGCCUUCUUCCUUGCAAGUGUGCAGCAGCCUGUAGAGAUAGAUUAUUUCAAGCACAUUCUGAAUGAGCAACCACCAACUGAAAACAUCAAGUUUGCACUGGCCUUAGCUUUUUCCAUUGAUGAACUCAAAAGGAACCCUGAUCUUUUACCAAAUACAUCAUUAGUGUUUGAAUUCCAAGAAGGUGGUUGUAAGACUAUGUCACAAUUAUACAGUCACUUGCAUUUUUCUGAAGAACAUAAUGAUAUUUCUCCUAAUUAUAUCUGUGAGAAAGAUACUACAUGUAUAGUGUUGCUUACAGGACCAAACUGGGAAACAUCUGCAAUGGCUGGGAUAUUCAUAAGUCUCUACAUAUCUCAACAGAUCCUUCAACUUACCUAUGGACCUUUCCAUCCGCUCCUGAGCAAUCGUGAACAAUUUCCCUCUGUGUAUCAGAUGGCCCCUAAGGACACAUCUCUAGCCCUGGCAAUUGUCUCUUUAAUACUUCACUUCAACUGGAACUGGAUUGGACUGGCCGUCUCAGACAAUGAUCAGGGUACCCAAUUUCUCUCACUUUUGAGAAGAGAGAUGGAACAAAACAAGAUUUGCUUUGCCUUUGUUAAUAUUAUCCCAGUCAAAAUGAAUUUAUACUUGCCAAGAGCUGAAGUGUAUUAUAACCAAAUCAUGACAUCAUCCACAAAUGUAGUAAUCAUUUAUGGUUACACAGACAGUACACUAGCUAUGGGUUUUAGAUUGUGGGAAUCUCUAGGUGUACAGAAAAUAUGGAUUACCACCUCACAGUGGGAUGUCACUACAAAUAAUAAAGACUUCACAAUUAAUUCAUCCUACAGGACACUAGCUUUUGCACACCAUCAUGCUGAGAUUUCUAGCUUUAAAUUUUUUCUCCAGACAUUGAACCCUCUCAAAUACUCAGAAGAAUACCUGGCAACACUGGAGUGGAUGAAGUUGAACUGCGAAGUCACAGCUUAUAAGUGUAAGACCAUGAAGAAUUGCUUAUCCAAUGCCUCAUUGCAAUGGUUAAAGGUACAGACUUUAGACAUGGCCUUUAGCGAUAACAGUUAUGACAUAUAUAACGCUGUGUAUACUUUGGCCUAUGCUCUCCAUGAUAUGCUUCUUCAACAAGUACAUAAUCAGCCAAUGGAUAAUAUGAAAGGAACUUAUAAUCACUGCUUGAAGCUGCACUCCUUUCUGAGGAAGACCGAGUUCACUAAUCCUGUUGGAGACAGAGUGAAUAUGAAACAGAAAGAAAAAGUCCAGGAAAAGUAUGAUAUUUUUCAGGUUUGGAAUUUCCCAUAUGGUCUUGGACUUAAGGUGAAGAUAGGAGAGUUUAGCACAUAUUUUCCACAUGAUCAACAGCUGCGUUUAUAUGAAGACAUGAUAGAGCAGUCAACAGGAAGUAGACAGAUGUCACCCUCUGUGUGCAGUGCUGAUUGUGGUCCUGGAUCAAGAAAAUUCUGGCAGAAGGGAAUGGCAGCCUGUUGUUUUGGUUGCCAUCCCUGCCCACAAAAUGAAGUUUCUAAUGAGACAAAUGUGGAUAAAUGUGUGAGGUGUCCAGAGGACCAGUAUGCCAACAGAGAACAGAACCAGUGCAUUCCAAAGGUUGUGGUCUUUCUGAACUACAAAGAUCCUGUGGGGUUGGCUCUUUCCUUAAUGGCCUUAUGCUUCUCUGCAUUCACAGCUGUGGUUCUUGGAGUAUUUGUAAAGUUUCAUGACACUCCCAUUGUGAAGGCCAAUAACCAGAAUCUCACCUACAUCUUGCUAAUUUCACUCAUCCUUUGUUUCCUGUGUCCCUUGCUCUUCAUUGGGCAUCCCAACUCAGCUACCUGUAUCCUACAGCAAGUCACAUUUGGAGUUGUAGUCACUGUGGCAGUUUCUACCGUGUUGGCCAAAACAGUGACUGUGCUGUUUGCUUUCAAAGUCACAGUCCCUGGAAGAAGGAUGAGGUACUUCCUUGUUUCAGGGGCACCCAAUUACAUCAUUGUCAUCUGUACUCUCAUCCAAAUUAUUCUCUGUGCAAGCUGGCUGCAAUUUUCUCCGCCCUUUAUUGACAAUGAUGCACAGUCUGAGCCUGGCCAAAUCAUCAUUGUGUGCAACAAGGGCUCAGUGACUGCAUUCUACUGUGUCCUGGGAUACCAUGGCUCCCUUGCCUUAGUGAGCUUCAUUGUGGCUUUCUUGGCCAGGAAUCUCCCUGACACAUUCAAUGAAGCCAAGUUACUGACCUUCAGCAUGCUGUUGUUCUACAGUGUCUGGGUCACUUUUAUCCCUGUCUAUCACAGUACCAAAGGCAAAGUCAUGGUGGUUGUGGAGAUCUUAUCCAUCUUGAUUUCCAGUGCAGGCCUACUGGGAUGCAUCUUUAUCCCCAAGUGCUACAUAAUUUUAUUAAGACCAGAAAGAAAUUCUCUUCAAAAGUUGAGGGAGAAAAGAUCUUUUUGA